CAUCGUCGACGUCGGGCGCGAUCGCCGGUGCAGCGUCGACCGAGUCUCGCCCGCGACUAACGUCCGCCGAAACCGACGAAUCUUCCGCGUCUCUCUCUCUCUCUCUCUCGCUCGCUCUCUCAUUAGAAACCGACGCGCUCCCGUCAGGCGGAUCGAAGAUGUUCGUCUUCGCGCGACUGUGCCAGACUGUUUGCACGGCACCCUCCGCCAAGAGAGAAAACGCUUCCGGAUAAUCUGAGGGUUCACGACUCGCAGAAGGAACCCUUGCGACAAGAGGAUCGAGGAUCGCUCGAUCACUCGGAUGGAUCGCACACCUUGCGCAACGCACUUCGCAGCAGGUGAGGCUUUGUGAGCAGCCGCGAGCCGAAAGCUGAUAUCGGCCGAGGAGAGCCCGAGGACGUUCGCACCGAGAGAGGAGAGACCUCGUGCGCGCGCGCGCGCGCGCGCACGACGACGACGACGACCCGAGGACUUCGGGAUCACGGCUCGGCGUUGCUGUACCCUUCGACGUGACUGUUGGCGGGGAUCGGUCACUGCUCACGAGGGGGAGAACGAUGUACCGUCGAAUCGUGAGAUACAUGAAGCCGAAGAAGGUCAUAAUCCGCCGACGCAGGAACAAGUACUCCGUAGGCAGGAAGAUGAACACGAUAAUAAUCACGCGCCGUACGUUCGUCGACAUGUCACCGAUGCUGAAGUCGAGUUAGACCUCGACACGCGGCCCGGUCGCAGAGUUCGCGACUCGUUAUGCCCGGAACAUCAAGGUAAGGUCGCCGGUCGGAUGUUUUUCACGCCAAAGGAGAGGAUGAUUAAGAGCGAAGGCGCGAUCGUCGGCGGAGAAUAGCGGUCCACCGGGCGAGAAGGCGCGGUGGGAAGACCCCUGGCCUCGGACACCACCGUCGGUGAACGCGAACGUCGUCGUAGUCGAGUGUGUGACCUUGACCCGAAAAAUUCCGCGGUGCGCGGUCGGAAUCGGAAGCGACGCUCCGCGCGACAGACGGGAGGCGGUGCUCGUCGUUGGGUAUUAGCCGCGUGUCGCUCGAAUUGUACCGUAGCAGCCGAUUAGGCCCGCGCGCGCGACACUACGACAUAUAGAGACGCGGCCGAGGGGGCACAACACCGCGUGCGGCUUAGUGCCUAGGUGGAUGCACGCGAAGACGGAUCUCGCGCGCUGCAGAAGCGGCGCCGGAGGCUGAAAGAGGAGAACGGCAGCGAGCGCUGACCAGCCCCGAAGACGGGCGGAAGAGGAGGUGGUACCAGGAGGUGGACGCUGCUGCUGGCGGUGACCGGCGUGGAGAAGGAGAGAGAGAGAGAGAGAGAGGAACACGUCUCGUAAUGCACGAUGGUGCAUUAGCCGGGAGUCGCGGGACCACCGUGCGAUUUCUCUCCGCGCGCGCGAAACGACCGAACCGAAAUCCGCGGAGGCCGGCUGGCUCCCGGAGGCCGCUAUCGAGAGAGUCGUUCGUUCCCCGGACCGUGUCGUUCACGGAGCGAGUCGCUUCGAGCCGCGUGCCGCAGCCCGUCCGCGCGGGAUCUCUCUCGAUCGUGAUCGCGCUAUCGACCUGCCGGAAGAGGAGGGCCCGCGCAUAUAUGACUUCGCUCGUCCCCUCGCACCAGACGUAGAGAGUGACCCUCCUCCCUUCGACCGAGACAUGUCCGAGAUCACGACGGCGAAAGGUGCGCCUGCUGGGGUAACGCCCGAGAAGAAGCAAGCGAACCCCGAGAAGUCCGACCGCGCCGUCACCUGGAAGUCCAUGAGCGUCCGGCAGAAAUGGUCCUUCCUCACCAGCAACAUCACCGUCGAGCCGAUGGUCGCGUGCUAUGUGAUACCGAGCGUGCUCUCCUCCCUGGCCGUGCAGAACCUCAUCCUCGAGAAGGCCUGCCGGGUGAACCUGGCUUAUCCGGGCGAGGUGUGCUCGGCGUUGGCCGCGAGGAACACCACCGGCUACGAGGCUGAGGAGACCGCCGUGCAACAGCUGGUGGCGCGUAUGCAGACGUGGAAGACGCCGCUGCAGAGCGCCCUGCCGACCAUCCUGAUCCUCUUCAUGGGCGCGUGGAGCGACCGCACCGGUCUGAGGAAGCCCUGCAUGCUGCUGCCGAUCGUCGGCGAGUUCUUCAGCAGCGUCACCCUCAUCGCGUUGACCUACUGGUUCGACGAGCUGCCCAUGGAGACGGUCGUCUUGGAAGCGCUCUGGCCCGCGCUGACCGGCGGCUGGUUCACCAUGUUCAUGGGCAUCUUCAGCUACAUCGCGGACAUCACGUCCGUGGAGUCGAGGACGCUCAGGAUCGGCGCGGCCAACGUCUUCCUGUCGCUCGGGGUGCCGAUCGGCAUGGCCCUCUCCGGGAUACUCUACACGAAGCUCGGUUUCUACGGGGUGUUCAGCAUCACCGCGGUGUGUUACAUCAUGAGCUUCGUGUACGGCCUGGUGGUGAUCAAGGAGCCGCCGCGGGUGCUCGCGGAACGCGCGCGGAGGAAGGCCCUGCCGAGGGAGCCUAAGCCGCGCACCUCCGUUAGCGCGUUCGUGCUCGACUUCUUCUCGUUGCGGCACAUCGAGGAGACGUUCCGCGUGGCGUUCAGGAAUGGGGCGAACAACCGGCAGAAGAGAGUCAUCGUGCUCAUGGUCAUUGUUAUGGUCGUCAUCGGACCCCUUUACGGCGAAAUGGCGGUCCUGUAUCUUUACAUGCGGUACCGAUACAACUGGAACGAAGUGACGUUCAGCAUGUUCUCCACGUUCGGCAUGGUAACUAAUCUAAUCGGAACCGCGGUCUCUGUCGGCAUCUUCAGCCACAUCCUCAAGAUAGACGACGCGAUCGUGGGUAUAAUGAGCUGUAUGAGUAAAAUCUUAGCAGGUUUCGUGUAUGCGUUCGCCACUACGGACUGGAUGGUUUACGUAGCCGCUAUCGUGGAGAUUGUGAACGGGACGUCCUUUAUCGCCAUGCGAUCGAUAGCCUCUAAGCUCGUGCCUACGGACGAACUGGGUAAGGUGAAUUCGUUGUUCGGUGUGUGCGAGUCCCUGAUGCCGCUCGUUUACGGGCCCAUGUACAGCGCCAUUUAUGCGGCGACCAUGAAUACAUUUCCGGGGACAUUCUUCAUCGCCGGAGGAUGCAUGACGAUGCCCGCUGUCUUCGCAUUCUUUUGGUUGUACACGGAGCACCGAAAGGAUCGUAUUCUGAGAGAACAGAAGGACCUGGAGGCUACGACCAAUCAUAAGAACGAGGACACGGCCGAUCACAAUUCGAAGGCACUGAACACCCGAAUCGUAGACACGCAGAAGAGCGUGUCAAAAGCCGAGAUGAUGAAUGGCAUAGAUAAUUCGGCCUUCGAAUCCGAACAGUUGUGAUCUCACGAUGUUUUUUUCUCCUUUUUAAUGCAAGAGACGGACGAGAUAUCUCGAUAAUACCUCAUCGAAGACAGAAGUGACGCAAUGAAGGUCCUCUUACGGGACCGGUGCGUGAUAUGCGUUACCAACACGCUGAUGAACGAGCUAGCGAAUCGUCGAAUUUACGUGAAUUAUUUUGUGAAAAGGACACCAAAGUCUGCGAAACUUCAGAGCAAGUAAUACGUCAAAAUUCAAGGUGCGUGACAGUUCCGGCGGAACAUCUUCGUCAGAGUUCGGGAUUGCAAAUCUUCUAUUCCGAGCCUAUUAGGAUUUAUUUAGGGACGACAAUUCGUAAUUACAAUGAUUGGCAGUAACGUUUAGCAAAGCUUGUACCGCGACUUUUAGACUCCAGGAGAGAGUCGCGCGGAAAUCAAUUGGGAUUCGAAACUAUUGGUUUUUUUUUUCCGGAUUCCACACAACUGCUAACGAUUGUCACCUCCAUAGAUUCAAUUAAGAUUCAAUUUAGGAUGUAAAUAAAACAGAAAACUUCACUGAUUCUCUUCUCGAUCGUCCAUGACUUCACUUACUGCAGCUUGUAGAUUUCUUUUCAAGCAUUUAUGCAAUAUGUAUGAUAUUCCGAAUAAAGGAUAACCACCGGUUUAUUUUUAA
Messenger RNA from Dinoponera quadriceps, 3986 nucleotides. Its product is annotated as solute carrier family 46 member 3. Gene Ontology annotation, cellular component: membrane. Lineage: Eukaryota; Metazoa; Arthropoda; Insecta; Hymenoptera; Formicidae. The transcript is spliced from 6 exons. The record is from RefSeq and is a predicted model, not a curated record. Bases 1650 to 3338 code for a protein of 562 amino acids. Gene Ontology annotation, biological process: transmembrane transport. Gene Ontology annotation, molecular function: transmembrane transporter activity.